UCUGUCUCAGAGCCUUUGAACUCUUUGCUGCUCUCCCAAAUACACAGAACUUGCUUCCAGACCUCCAGUCGCUGUUCAAAUGGCCCUUUUUGGUGAGCUCUUUCUUAACCAUCCUAUUUGAAACAGUAAUACCCAUGGCCUGGCAUUCCCUCUUUCCUCUGUUUUUUUCUCCGUAGCACGUAUCUAUCCUACAGCUGUUUGUUAUUUACCGUUUUUGUAUAAAGAGAAAAAGUAUUGACCAAGACGAGCCCCGACCAUAAAGAACGUGGGAAAUAAUUCUCUACAUAACCCUCUCAUCCUGUUCAGAGGCUUGCCGCCUCCUCUGGAGGCUGAUACGCCCGGGGAUGACGCUGAAUCUCGGGCAGCGGAGACGUACGUAGAGCUCCCCCGGGCCAACACCUUGCCCGGGAGAAACGGGGCGUCUCGUCCACGGCUGCCUGGCUGGAGGACGAGGCGGGCACUCGCAGCCUCGGGCCGGGCCGCCUCCCCGGCGGAAGUGGCGGGCGGAGCCGGGCUCUCCUUCCAGCCGCUGACGGGACUCACGCGGGCGGGGGGGAAGGGUGGGCAGGGCGGCGGCGGAGACCCUUCCUCCGCAGGGGACGCGGAAAGACGCGGCGGCUCCGGCAGAACCCCCGGAAGUCGAAGCCCUUGCUUCCGAGGGGACGGCUUCGUGGGGCGGACCGGGGACGCGGCGUUGCAUCCUGCUUACCUAGGAAAUGCAGCUAACGCAUCAGCUGGACCUAUUUCCUGAAUACAGAGUGACCCUUCUGUUAUUUAAAGAUGUAAAAAAUGCUGGAGACUUGAGAAAAAAGGCCAUGGAAGGUGCCAUUGAUGGAAUUAUUGUGGAUCCAUUUCAGAUACUUGUGGCAGCAAACAAAGCAGUUCACCUCUACAAACUGGGAAAAAUGAAGACAAGAACUCUAUCUACUGAAAUUAUUUUCAAUCUUUCCCCAACUAACAAUAUUUCAGAGGCUCUGAAGAAAUUUGGUAUCUCAGCAAAUGACACUUCAAUUCUAAUCACUUAUAUUGAAGAGGGAGAAAAACAAAUAAAUCAAGAAGACCUACAUGUCAUCUGUCUUUUAUUUUUACAGAUAUAUAAACUGUCUUCACAAGAAGAAAGUAUUGGGACAUUACUGGAUGGUAUCAUUUGUAGAAUGUCAACAAAAGAUGUUUUAUGAAAUGAAAAAUAUUAAUGGUUUUCAGCAUUUAUUAAAAACAUUGGUUAUUUUUUCCAGAUUAUAACAUUUA
Vicugna pacos (alpaca) is the source of this 1248-nucleotide messenger RNA. The record is from RefSeq and is a predicted model, not a curated record. Lineage: Eukaryota; Metazoa; Chordata; Mammalia; Artiodactyla; Camelidae.